AUGAUUCCUUUCGGCAUUCCUGGUCCAUUCGUUCCAGUCGUCCCGGUCAACGGCGUCAUCAUCCCGGGUCGUCGUCGGAUGCGCGAUCACAUCAAUCGCGACGUGGGUCGCGUGGAGGGUUACGCUGCCGCGAUGCGUGACCUGCGCGCCAUGGAGCGUAUGCGCGCCUUCGACAACGGCGGCAGUCGCUCCAAGGACCCCGAGCCGAAGGAGCCCAAAGACGCUUAUCAGCAGUACAAGCAUUACAAGGAUAAGCAUUACGAGUAUCGGGCAUUGCUCGCGCCACCCGGUGGAGAAGAGGGCCAGGUCAAGGAGGGAAAGUCGUCGAAGGAAGGCACUGCGGUGACCAAAGAUGCUUUCGACAAGUACAUGCAGCACAAAGGCAAGUCGAAACCCGCUUCCACGGUCGUAGUAUUCUAGAGCUUAUGCUGACGCACCCUCUCAAGCCAAACAUGACGAGUACCGCGCCAAGUUCAAUCCAGGAUCGAGUCAGAAGGCCACGACUUCAAGCGGUACCGCCGUCACCCAGGACGCCUAUCAGAAGUACCUGAAUCACAAGGAGAAGCACUACGAGUAUCGCGGCAUGUUCGAGGAGGAAGCGCCGAUCCAGGGUCGGACCUCAGGUGGUACUCCCGUUACCAACGAUGCGAUGAGGAAGUACUGGGAUCGGAAGACGCGUGAGGACGAGCAGCGUCGGGCUCGGGAAGCUCAGCAGGAGAUGCAGGAGCGCCAGCCGUCCGAGCGGCGCCGUGGAGUUGUCGAAGGUAAGCGUCUUGACCUGCGACGAUGUAUCCAACAAGACUGAUCGAACUGUAGUCCAACCUCGACGCCGCUUCCAACAGCCACCCAGCUUCCUGGGUUGA
Molecule: messenger RNA, 863 nt
Organism: Lecanosticta acicola
Lineage: Eukaryota; Fungi; Ascomycota; Dothideomycetes; Mycosphaerellales; Mycosphaerellaceae
Source: the annotation of a GenBank genome assembly